This is a messenger RNA of Nanorana parkeri, 4794 nucleotides long. RefSeq names its product DEAD-box helicase 3, X-linked (gene DDX3X). NCBI's taxonomy places the organism in Eukaryota, Metazoa, Chordata, Amphibia, Anura, Dicroglossidae. Bases 266 to 2410 code for a protein of 714 amino acids. Gene Ontology annotation, cellular component: P granule; nucleus. Gene Ontology annotation, biological process: gamete generation; cell differentiation. The record is from RefSeq and is a predicted model, not a curated record. The transcript is spliced from 19 exons. Gene Ontology annotation, molecular function: RNA helicase activity; ATP binding; RNA binding.
GUCGGUAUAUAAGAGAACGGCCCGGCUCGCCCGGGCGUUCAGUUGGGAGCAGUCUCUCUUACUGUUCGCUUCGCAAGAUUUCGUAAUUUGGCAUAAAAUAGCUUAAAUUAAGAGUCUUAUAGAGUUAUUAACAUUUUUUUUUGUUAGACGUAAGCAAUACCACGUGUGACAAAUUCAGAGACCGCAGUAAUCACUUUCGUCUCCACACCGAAUAACACCGACGAUUUUCCUGCUCGAGGGACCCCGGCCUUCUUAUCGUUUAGUUAUGAGUCAUGUGGCCGUCGAAAAUGUUCACGGUCUAGACCAGCAGUUUGCUGGCCUAGACUUGGAUUCUGACUCUCAGGGUGGUGGCACUGCAACUAAAGGCCGUUACAUUCCUCCUCACUUGAGAAACAAGGAAGCUUCAAGACAAGGUUAUCCAAGGUGUCAGUACCCAGCUGUAGAUGUGUAUAAGGGCUACGGUGAUUGGUCCCAAAGAACUGACUCAGGUUUGGACUCUGGACGAGGUGGAAAUGGCUACGCUAAUGGCACUCAUGAUGACCGUGACAGUCGCAUGAAUGGAUAUGCAAGUAGAGGAUCCGGCCGCACUGACAAAGGAUUUUAUGAUAGAGAGAAUACUGGAUGGAAUUCAAGAGACAAAGAUGCCUACAGCAGCUUUGGAUCACGCAGUGACCAAGGAAAAGCAGGUUUAUUUAAUGAUCGAGGAAGUGGGAAUCGGAGAUCUGAUGACCGUCGCAUGGAUAGCUUUGAUGGCGUAGCUGGUCGUAGUGACAGAUCUGCCAUUGGUAGAUAUGAUCGUGGAAACAGCCGCUGGAACGACGAACGGAACGAAGAAGAUGAUUGGUCAAAGCCUCUAGCACCAAACGAUCGUGUAGAGCAGGAGCUUUUCUCUGGGGGCAAUACAGGCAUUAACUUUGAGAAGUAUGAUGAUAUUCCAGUUGAAGCGACAGGCUCAAAUUGCCCUCCACAUAUUGAAAUUUUCCAUGAUGUCAACAUGGGAGAAAUAAUCAUGGGAAAUAUUGCACUCACUCGUUACACUCGACCAACCCCAGUCCAGAAGCAUGCCAUUCCCAUCAUCAUAGGAAAGAGGGACUUGAUGGCAUGUGCUCAGACAGGCUCUGGAAAAACUGCAGCAUUUUUACUACCCAUUCUCAGUCAGAUCUAUGCAGAUGGUCCUGGAGAAGCAGUGAUGCACCAAAAGGAUAACGGACGAUAUGGAAGGCGUAAACAGUUUCCACUAUCCCUUGUUCUGGCUCCAACAAGAGAACUCGCAGUACAGAUUUAUGAGGAGGCCAGAAAGUUUGCCUACAGAUCCAAGGUGCGUCCUUGUGUUGUAUAUGGGGGAGCAGAUAUUGGGCAACAGAUCAGAGACUUGGAGCGAGGCUGUCAUUUGCUUGUUGCCACUCCUGGGCGCCUUGUUGACAUGAUGGAACGAGGAAAGAUUGGCCUGGAUUAUUGCAAGUAUUUGGUGUUGGAUGAGGCUGACAGGAUGCUUGAUAUGGGGUUUGAGCCCCAAAUUCGACGAAUUGUUGAACAAGACACAAUGCCUCCCAAAGGUGUCCGUCAAACUAUGAUGUUCAGUGCCACUUUCCCCAAGGAAAUCCAGAUUCUUGCUCGUGAUUUCUUGGAAGAAUAUAUCUUCUUGGCAGUUGGCAGAGUGGGCUCUACAUCUGAAAAUAUUACACAGAAAGUAGUCUGGGUAGAAGAAAUGGACAAGCGGUCAUUUUUAUUGGAUCUCCUCAAUGCCACAGGUAAAGACUCAUUAACGUUGGUGUUUGUGGAAACAAAGAAAGGUGCAGAUGCUCUUGAGGACUUCUUGUACCAUGAGGGUUAUGCUUGUACAAGCAUCCAUGGAGACCGCUCUCAGAGAGACAGGGAGGAAGCACUUCAUCAGUUCCGUUCUGGAAAAAGCCCUAUUCUCGUUGCCACUGCUGUUGCAGCCAGAGGACUUGAUAUUUCAAAUGUCAAACAUGUAAUAAACUUUGAUCUGCCCAGUGACAUUGAAGAGUAUGUACACAGAAUUGGUCGUACAGGUCGUGUUGGUAAUUUGGGUCUUGCAACAUCAUUUUUCAAUGAAAAGAAUAUAAAUAUAACAAAGGAUUUAUUAGAUCUUCUGGUGGAAGCGAAACAAGAGGUACCAUCCUGGCUGGAGAACAUGGCUUAUGAGCAGCAUCACAAGACCAGUAGUCGUGGACGUUCAAAGAGUCGGUUUAGCGGUGGGUUUGGUGCCAGAGACUACAGACAGAGCAGUGGCUCCAGCAGCGGCUUUGGCGGCAGCCGUGGAGGUAGGAGCAGUGGUCACGGAGGCAGUAGGGGAUUUAGCGGAGGUGGAUUUGGUGGCUUCUAUAACAGCGAUGGCUAUGGCGGAAAUUAUGGUGGAAGUUCCCAGGUUGACUGGUGGGGGAACUAAAAUUGGCUGCAAUAAAAAGGACUGAACCAAACAAGCUAAUAUGGAAACCACAUGUAACUUAGCCAGACUAUACCUUGUGUAGCUUCAAGAACUUGUACAUUACCAGCUGUGAUUCUCCACUGAAUUUUCUUUUCAUGGGAGCUCUGGGCCAUGAAGAAAACAAGCGAUGGGAAAAAAAGCCCUACUCUGAAGGUGUUGGAAGAUUUCAUUGCUGUAGUUUUUUGGAUUAAUUCCCAAAUCCACCCUUUCCAGCAACUGCAUUUAUUUUGACUGAGGAUAAUUUGUUUGUUAAUGUACUGUGCCUUUAACUUUAGACAACUUUUUAUUUUGAUGUCCUGUUGGCUCAGUAUUGCUCAAGAUAUAAAUUGAGACAGAAUAAAUUUAUUGAACUUGGGCGAAAUCAAACCUUGGCACGCAGGUGUGAUACAACCUCAAAACGGGAAUCGUUUCAUCCAUGCAUUUUCAAGUUAAUAUAAACUUGUGCAGUAAGCCUCUAUUAAGCCUGUUAACAUUGCAAAAGAUCUUGAAGCAUAUCGGAGUAGUUUCUAAUGUGGCUAACUGUACCAAGUUAUGUUCUGAUUUGCUCACUCUAUCCUGGAAAGGUACUUAGAACCUGAAGUCUUUUCAAUAAGCCAUUCCAGUCACAUAGGUGUGUGAGCUUCAUACAUGUGAAGCACUGUUUUCAGAGAAUGCAAUACAGCAAUUCCUUUAACAAUGUUUAGGCAGAAAAGUUAACUUGUGAGCAAGCCAAUAAUGGGCUGAACAUUACAGGGAACGUUAAGCGAUCUGAAACUUGAAAUAGUUUUUAGGAGGUAUCAUCAUUUAAAUUUAUUUAUGCCUGUCAUAAGAAGAAAAAACAUGGCAGAAUGGCUGACCACAGCAGUAUGUGGUUCUGUGACAGGCCUGGCUGAUUUUGGUCUAAUAACGCAUGCUAGUGUUGAUGUUUUUUGGUCAAGAGGGUAUGAACAGUAUGAAUUAUGCAGCAGACUUUAUUUUAAUGCAGAUUCACAUUACUCUGUUCAAGCUGCGUUGAAAGGUUACAAACAUACUUGGCUUACAGUAGACUUUGUAAAAUGGCUCCAGAUGAGUAAAUUCAACUCGUAAGAUCAAUGGUGGAAAAAUGUACAUGACUGCACAAGGUGUACAAUCUGCUAAUGUGUGCAGUUUAGUCAGUUUUAGUUGCAUAGGUUUCCAUUGCAUUUAGUAUGGCAGUGCUAAAUCUGGCCAAAGAGUAAUUCCCAACAAAAUGCCUCUGCCACUUUUUCUUGGCCUACAAUAUGUAGCUGAAUAAAAACAGCUUUGUGGCAUAGGAAUAGCAAAACAAAUCUUAACGUGCAAUAGAUUUUACAAGUGUUUUUUGUGCCUUGCUCUAAAUCUUUUUGUAGGUGCACUUGACAGUAUUGAGGUCAUUGUUAUGGUGCUAUUUAAAAUAUAGAUGGCCCUUGUACAUUUUUGCCCAUAACUUUCUACAAAACUUCUUUUAUUGCACAUUCAGAUAAUUUUUAUAUAAGUCUUGUGUACGUGUCCUUCAAAUCUUUUUAUUUUUGUCUCUUGGCAAAAAACACUGCUUAGAGUCUAGGGCAAGACUGAGACUUAUUUGGGACCAUGGGAGUGAUAGAAGGGGGAAGCAAACUAUUUUGCACAAUGGAUUUCUAGAUACUUUUUGCUGCUAGUUUUGUGUAAUAUUUAUUGAACAUUUGACAAAUAUUUAUUUUUGUAAGCCUAAGUGAUUCUUUGAAAGCUUAAAGAAACUUGACCAAAAGACAGUACAAAAACACUGGCACUUGAAUGUUGAAUGUCAACGUAUGCGUGAAAUUAUAUAUUUCGGGGUAGUGUGAGCUUUUAAUGUUAUAAGUCAUAUUAAACUCUUAAGUCAAAUUAAGCAGACCCGGUAUUGGCUGAGCAGCCAUAACUUUUCUGGUGUAAUUAAAAUUGGCAACUUAAAAUUUAAACAUGCCAAGGUUUUGAUGCACUUGUCUUAAGAUAUUAAUGAAACACUUCAAAACACUGUUGUGAAGUGUCCAGAUUCUCAGAUGUUUGUUGCGUGAGUUUUGUUUAGUUGUGUGGUUUUUUUUUUUAUUAUUUCAGUGAAUGUCUGGCACAUUGCAAUCCUCAAAACAUGUGGUUCUUUGUCAUACUGGUAAAUAAAAAUAAAAUCAGUGACUUGUCUUCAAUGAUUACAUAUUAGCAAGUAAAUUUGGCAAUACCUAUAUAACAUGAGGUUCACAAAUUUUAUAUGCAAAGAAUGGAUUCAAACUUGCUAAAUGUCAAGAUUGACCCUCAAGUCGCUAUAGUUUAGUAAUUGCUUAUUGUACUAGUUUAGAUGCUUAGCACUGCAUGUGCUGUGCAUUACUGAUUUUAUUAAAAUAAAAGAUGAAUAGCAA